UUUUACAUAGCGCAGCGAUGGAAAAACUAUUAAAUGUCUUGAGUAUAAUGCUCGCGGCAAUGCUCUGCAUCUGUGGCGUGUUAGUGGAAUCGGCGCCAUAUCCGGCCGACGUACCUGCUAAUCCUGUCCACUACAAGCGUUUCCUUCGUCGCCGUCCAUCUCCAAACCAUCCCGAACUGGAAAUAUAUGAGGUGCGCGAAGUUUACUUUGUGCGUCGCCCCACGCCACGGCCAAAGGAUGUCAGACGGCUAACUGACAAGGAUAUGGACCUACGCAUAAGAUGCGACUUUGAGCCUACAUUGCCUGAGUGCACUAAAUUUUCUAGUAAACCAAAUAUUUUCACGGGCAGCAACAGCCCACCAACAACAACUACAACAGAAGCCACAACUACUAUUGGCACCACCAGUACUAUUGCCACUUCCAGCACUGAACUGCCCUUUUUGCCAGAGUUGCCUCAGGAAUUACCUGAAUCAACAACUGUGCCCGCAGAGGAAAAGGAUUAUGCGCUGGGGUUCGAUGACACUUACGAUUUUGAGGGGGACGAUGAGGAAGACAACGAGGACAUUGCUGGCAGCACAGAUGCCGAGAAGAACCCAGAUGCUGCAGAUUACUUUAAUCUUGGUGGCAGCAUCGGCGGCAACGAUUUGACCAAAUAAAACUAUUCUCAAUUGGCCCAAACAGAAUACGCUUACCAGUUCCCAUUUAAAGUUCAAACCUUCAGUCAAGAUUAAAUGAAUAAAUGUAUGUAUGAAAAUUA
Drosophila montana is the source of this 757-nucleotide messenger RNA. RefSeq lists its product as uncharacterized. The transcript is spliced from 2 exons. The record is from RefSeq and is a predicted model, not a curated record. The coding region runs from base 18 to 656 and encodes 212 amino acids. NCBI's taxonomy places the organism in Eukaryota, Metazoa, Arthropoda, Insecta, Diptera, Drosophilidae.